Melanotaenia boesemani (Boeseman's rainbowfish) is the source of this 1037-nucleotide messenger RNA. It is a transcript of the gene mgst3b, whose product is annotated as microsomal glutathione S-transferase 3b. The record is from RefSeq and is a predicted model, not a curated record. Gene Ontology annotation, molecular function: glutathione transferase activity; glutathione peroxidase activity. The transcript is spliced from 4 exons. Gene Ontology annotation, cellular component: membrane; endoplasmic reticulum; nuclear envelope. NCBI's taxonomy places the organism in Eukaryota, Metazoa, Chordata, Actinopteri, Atheriniformes, Melanotaeniidae. Bases 83 to 505 code for a protein of 140 amino acids.
UUUAAAACUGUUUGCUGACUUGUGCAAACGAUCUUGCUCCGCAAACCUUGAAACAUACGUGUUGGAAAUAUAUCGAUCAGAGAUGGAUAUCCUUACGGUGUUACCAUCCAGCUUCGGAUAUGCUAUACUGAUUUAUCUCUACAGCUGGAUUAUGCUGGGCUAUUUGGCAGUCAAGGUUGGAGGCGCUAGAAAGAAAUACGACGUCAAGUACCCUACGAUGUACAGCGACAAGGAGCCAGUGUUCAACUGUAUCCAGAGAGCCCAUCAGAACACCUUGGAAGUGUACCCUCAGUGGCUCGUUUUCCAAACCAUUGCAGCCCUUGUUUAUCCGUUAUCUGCAUCUGUGCUGGGAGCUAUUUGGGUGACCAGCAGGUUUUCCUAUGCUUGGGGCUACUACACAGGAGAUCCAGCCAAGAGGAUGAAUGGAGCCUAUGGCUACAUUGGAUUCUUUGGGGUCAUCUUAAUGUCCAUAUCUGUAGCUCUGCAGCUGCUUGGAAUCUUUUAAGAUGAUUGUCAGCUUGCAUUCGCCUAUCUGCCUGCAGAGUUUAUUGCCUCUAAUUGGCAAGCAUAAUAUUUUCAAAUAUAUCACUAGCAAAGUCUAUACAGCUCUAUAAAUGUUAUUCAAAUAUUUUUGUGGACCAGUAACUUGAAAUUCCUCUGGAGCCCACGUAUAGAUUUUUGACUGUCUAUUAGAUGUACUUAACCAUAUCCAGUGAUUACCAGAAAACAGACUGAUGCUAUAGUGUCCAGCGAUUUUUUAUAUAAAUAUCCUGUGGGUUUUGCGCAUUACAGUUUGAGUACUGAAAAGACCGGCUGCAACAGGCUUUGAGAAUCCAUAAGACUCGUCGUGCACAAUGUCUCAGCCCAAAUAUUCCAUCAGUAAGGGACGGUUCCUGCAGACAAUUUACUCCAAUGAAAGAAAAAAAAUGUUCAAUGUCUGUAAGAUAUUUGAUAUGAAAGCGUAAACUAUCAGAAAUGAAAAAUGUCUUUGUUAAUCUUUUUUGUCUUCAAAUAAAUUUCACUGAUUAAAACCUUUA